GGAAGUGAGGUGUCUUACCCCCAAGUUCCGGUUCGCAGGGGGUGGGGAGUGCUGUUAACCGGAGCGGUCGCCGCAGUCGCGGGGAUUGAGCGGGCUCGCGGCGCUAGGCUCCUGGUCUCUGGACCAGGGCAAUGUUCCGCACCGCAGUGAUGAUGGCGGCCAGCCUAGCGCUGACAGGGGCAGUGGUUGCUCAUGCCUACUACCUCAAACACCAGUUUUACCCCACUGUGGUGUACUUGACCAAGUCCAGCCCCAGCAUGGCUGUCCUGUACAUCCAGGCCUUUGUCCUUGUCUUCCUCCUGGGCAAGGUGAUGGGCAAGGUGUUCUUUGGGCAACUGAGAGCAGCAGAGAUGGAGCACCUCUUGGAACGUUCCUGGUAUGCUGUCACUGAAACUUGUCUGGCCUUCACUGUUUUCCGGGAUGACUUCAGCCCCCGCUUUGUUGCCCUCUUUACUCUCCUCCUCUUCCUCAAGUGUUUCCACUGGCUGGCUGAGGACCGUGUGGACUUUAUGGAACGCAGCCCUAAUAUCUCCUGGCUCUUUCACUGCCGCAUUGUCUCCCUUAUGUUUCUUCUGGGUAUCCUGGACUUCCUCUUCGUCAGCCAUGCCUAUCACAGCAUCCUGACUCGUGGGGCUUCUGUGCAGCUGGUGUUUGGUUUUGAGUAUGCCAUCCUGAUGACAAUGGUGCUCACCAUCUUCAUCAAGUAUGUGCUACACUCAGUGGACCUUCAGAGUGAGAACCCCUGGGACAAUAAGGCCGUGUACAUGCUCUAUACAGAGCUGUUUACAGGCUUCAUCAAGGUUUUGCUGUACAUGGCCUUCAUGACCAUCAUGAUCAAGGUGCACACCUUCCCACUCUUUGCUAUCCGGCCCAUGUACCUGGCCAUGAGACAGUUCAAGAAAGCUGUGACAGAUGCCAUUAUGUCUCGCCGAGCCAUCCGCAACAUGAACACACUGUAUCCAGAUGCCACCCCAGAGGAACUCCAGGCAAUGGACAAUGUCUGUAUCAUCUGCCGAGAAGAGAUGGUGACUGGUGCCAAGAGACUGCCCUGCAACCACAUUUUCCAUACCAGCUGCCUGCGUUCCUGGUUCCAGCGCCAGCAGACCUGCCCCACCUGCCGUAUGGAUGUUCUACGGGCAUCGCUACCAACCCAGUCACCACCGCCCCCAGAGCCUGCAGAUCAGGGGCCGCCCCCUGCCCCCCACCCCCCACCUCUCCUGCCCCAGCCCCCUAACUUCCCCCAGGGUCUCCUGCCUCCUUUUCCUCCAGGCAUGUUCCCACUGUGGCCUCCCAUGGGCCCUUUUCCACCUGUGCCGCCUCCCCCCAGCUCAGGAGAGGCUGCAGCCCCUCCAUCUACUAGUGCAGCAGCCCUUUCUCGGCCCAGUGGAGCAGCCACAACUACAGCUGCUGGCACGACUGCCUCUGCCCCGGCACCUGGCUCUGGCUCCCCCCCAGAGGCUGGCCCUGCCCCAAGCUUCCCCUUCCCUCCUCCCUGGAUGGGUAUGCCCCUGCCGCCACCCUUUGCCUUCCCCCCAAUGCCUGUGCCCCCAGCGGGCUUUGCCGGGCUAACCCCAGAGGAGCUUCGAGCUCUGGAGGGCCACGAGCGGCAGCACCUGGAGGCCCGGCUGCAAAGCCUGCGCAACAUCCACACACUGCUGGACGCCGCCAUGCUGCAAAUCAACCAGUACCUCACUGUGCUGGCCUCCCUGGGGCCUCCACGCCCUGCCACUUUAGUCAACCCGACUGAGGAGACUGCUCCCCCAGUUGUCACUGCUGCCUCCACCAGCAUCCCGACCUCCGAAGCCACCACCCCAUCCCCAGGAGCCUCCCCACCAGCCCCUGAAACUGAAAAGCCUCCAGCUCCUGAGUCAGUGGGCACCGAGGAGCUACCCGAGGAUGGAGAGCCUGAUGCUGCAGAGCUGCGCCGCCGCCGCCUGCAGAAGUUAGAGUCUCCUGUUGCCCACUGACACUGCCCAGUCCCAGCCCUUGCCCUCGCUCUCUUGAGCAGCACUCGCUGGAACACGUCCUGCCACCAAGUGCCAGCUCCCUUUAUCUGUACCAGGGAGUAGUAACCCCCAGCUCUGAGGAAGAGGAGGUGGCAUCCCUUAGGCCAAGUGCAAAGAGGCCCAGAGUUCCCAGUUGGCUCUAGCCCUCAGAAUCCCUGGCAGCCAUGGGGCUCUUGAGGGGUCAGUUCCAGCCUUCUCCAAUUCUUCAGCUCUGUGUUCUGCUGGGGCCCAGCUGGGGCCGUGAGAGCAGGAAGUUGAGCCUUUGAGACGCCCUCUUCCCCUGACUCCUUUCUGGGAAAAGGGGUAGUCCCUCUGAUCCCUGCUUGUGUGUGCAGAGUCACACUGCAGUGCCAAACAGUAUUAGCUUCUGUUCUCAAGUAUAGGCUGAAGAGGGGCUGGAGGCAGGCCAGGAACUUGCUCCCUGGCCUACUGACCAAGACAGGUACCAAUUUCCUUUUAUUACCCUAAUCUCCCCAGAAGCCCCUUGUGGUGGUGGCUGUGCCCCCUAUGCCCUAUGGCAUUUCCAUGUCUUACUGGCAACCACACAACUCAGGGAAAGGAGUGCCUGGGGGGUUGGGGGGCAGGCGGGCAGCACUGAGGGACCCUGCCCCUCCCCCAGGCUCCUUUCCCCUGCGGCUUCUCUCAGGUGAGACUGACCCAUCUCACCCAGCAGCCACUGCCCAGCCACACUCCAGGCUGUAGGCUAGUGUGCCUGCUCCUUAACCACUGCAGACCCCAGAGCCCAAGGAAAGCCACUUCUCCACUUGCAGAUCUUUUCUUGAGUUUAGAAUUGGAAUUCCUCACUAGUGUCUUUUGGCUUAAAUUUUGUCUUUUGAAUUUGAAUGCUUAACUCCCGGAAGGAGGAGCAGAAGUGCCAGGCUCCUGAUCCUUCCAGUUUAGAAAAGGCUCUGGGCUGGGGAGGAACCACAGGAGCCAAGGCCUGCCUGCCCACCCCAGUCUUCCCCUCCCCCUCAGUUUUGUGUUACAAGAGUUGCUGGAGACAGUUUCAGAUGAUUAUUUAAUUUGUAAAUAUUGUACAAAUUUUAAUAGCUUAAAUAAAUUGUAUAUACGGCCAAAUAAAAACUUGCAUUAACA
This is a messenger RNA of Otolemur garnettii (small-eared galago), 3101 nucleotides long. It is a transcript of the gene SYVN1, whose product is annotated as synoviolin 1. The coding region runs from base 132 to 1967 and encodes 611 amino acids. The record is from RefSeq and is a predicted model, not a curated record. NCBI's taxonomy places the organism in Eukaryota, Metazoa, Chordata, Mammalia, Primates, Galagidae. Gene Ontology annotation, cellular component: cytoplasm. The transcript is spliced from 16 exons.